UCGUACCGGUUCUCGAUGGCCAACCUGGAGGAAACGCAGGAAGCCGAACUGGACGCCAUUUUGGGCGAGCUGAGUAUACUGGAGGAGCGCGGUGACCUGCGCCACGGGCGCAGCCACAGCCGCACCAACUCGACGAUAUCGGCCGCCACCAACACGACCCUUUCGUCCGAGAGUGGCUGCAGCAGCGUGGCGGCCGAUACGGUAUGCAGCGGGGGCAGCAUCGCGAGCGGCAUGGGUGGCCCCGGCGUGGGCGGUGUCGGGGGCGCCAGCCUCACCCUACACCGGGAGCCACGGACCGACAGUCCGGACAAUGAUUCCGCCUUCAGCGACACCGUGUCGCUGAUGUCGAGCGAGUCGUCCGCCUCGAGCAGCGUGAGCAGUUCCCAUCUGAAGCAUCUGCAGGCGGCGGCGACGAAUGGCGGUGGAGCCGCCGGCCACCAGCCGGAUGGGGGCAAGGCGGCCAAGAUACAUCUGGCCCUGCAAAAAAUGGAGCAGGCGUCGGUGCGGCGGUUGUUUGUGAAGGCGUUCUCGGCGGACGGGGCCUCAAAGUCGCUGCUGAUCGACGAGACGAUGAGCUGCGGGCACGUGACGCGCCUGCUGGCCGACAAGAACCACGUGCAGAUGGAGCCGACGUGGGCGAUCGUCGAACACCUGCCCGAGUACCAGAUGGAGCGCCUGUUCGAGGACCACGAGAUGCUGGUCGACAAUCUGAUGCUGUGGAACCGUGACUCCAAGAACCGGGUCCUGUUCCUGCGCCGGCCGGAUAAGGUGGCCCUGUUCAGGACACCGGAAACGUUCCUGCCCGGCACGCAGAUGGCACCGGGCAGCGAGCAUGACGAGCACACGAGGGCAAUGCUGUUGGAUGAGUUCUUCACCAGCGGCAACCAGAUCGCGCUGGAGGGCCCACUCUACAUGAAGAAUGACGCGAAGAAGGGCUGGAAGAAGUAUCACUUUGUGCUGCGGGCUUCCGGGCUGCACUACUACCCGAAGGAAAAGACACGCUCGGCGAAGGACCUGCUGUGCCUGGCCCUGUUCGCCGGCCACGAGGUCUACCGUGGGCUGAGCUGGAAGAAGAAGCACAAAGCCCCGUCGGACUACACGUUUGCGCUGCGCUGCCCGAAGGUACCGCCCGGCGUUAAGGGUAUCCGCUCGGUGAAGAUGCUGUGCACCGAGGAUGCGGCAACACUGGAAAACUGGGUCACUGCUAUACGGGUGAUGAAGUAUGGCAAGAAGCUGUUGGACAACCACCGGACACUGUUGGACGAUUUGGCACGGGAAGAGCUGGAUAAGCUGAGUUCGGCCAGAAGCAGCUCCAUCGGUAGCAUCGUCUCGUCCGUGCCGUCACAGUGUAGCACGAGCAGCAGCAACAGCAGUGGAAGCGGUGGUGGUGUCGUUGGCAGUCACCUGGUUCCGGGCGGAGGACACCUGACGGGCGGAAGUGCCAACAGUAACGGGCGCCUGUCGCGAGCGUCUUCGUCCAGCUCGAGCGGUUGCCUGUCGGACGAGAACAAUGGAUUCGACUCGGAGUUCCCAACCGGGACGAUUAAACGGAAACCGUCGAUGAAGCCCAACCUGCCGCUGACGUCGAUGACGCGCCAGCUGAAGGAGGUCGGCGAAACGACGAGACUGAAGGAUGGUUCCGGUGGCGCCGGACCGAACGCAACGAUCGGAUCUCCUGCCAGCGAGGCGCGCGACGGCGGAACACUGACCCGAAGGCACAGCCGGCGAAGGAGCGAGGAGAGCACUGGAAGCGGAACGCUUAAGCGACGGCCGCCGAUGCCGAGCCAGCAGAACCGUGGUUCGAUUGAAAGCAUGAGUUCCUCCGCGUCCACACCGACCCCCGUUGGCAGUUUGCUGAACACACCGGUCAACUUUGAGCCUCCAACCACCAUCCUGAGCGGCGGCGCUGGCCUUACGCACCACCAUCUCUCGCUGACGUCACCACCAAUGUCUCCUUCCAGCAGCAACCCAAUCAACGGCGGGUCCCCAACGGUGGUCGUCGAUCCUCCGAUACCUUCCUGCAUGACGGAUUCCACGUUUUCGUUACCACCUCCCCCGCCACCACCCGCCGACGACCCGAUGCUGGGUGCGGCCUUCUCCGGUUCGACACUGUCGCUCGACUCACUGCCUCCGCCACCGACCCAGACCGAGCUGGACAAUUCGUUCAGCGGAUCUCAGCUGUCGCUGGCUUCCGUGCAAUUUCCUCCGCCACCGCCCCCAUCCGCAACAGUGGCCGCGAUGCCCAUGCAAUUCGCCCCUGCCUCGACGCAGGCCGCAGUUCCGGGCGUUCCGGUUAAUGGAGCGGUUCGGCAGCAGCAGCCGGGUGCGGGGCUGCCUUCCGUGGCGCAAUCGAUCAUGAAGCUGAACCACAGCCACACGCUGCCGAGCCCGGCAACAACGCCGAUCCUGAAGAAGGAACCGAUCUACUCGAAAACCCUCAAACCGUCGGCCCUGAAGGCGCCACCGUACAAGGCGCCUCCGCCGUACAACGGGAGCGACAGUUCCACGGUGGACUCACCGACUCCGUCGGCCACCAAGAGUGUAUCGUUCGCUGAAUCGCCCGUGCUGUUGCGCCGCAAGGUUUGCUUCGAGGACGAGGUGCACGACGUUCCGCCGUCGCCGCGACGCCUGUGCGCCUCGUACAGUAGCCCCGGUGGACCGUCCAGUCCGCCGGUGCCUCCUCCACGGGCCGAGGCGACGCGCCUCUCGACGACCUACACCUCACCGAAGCGGCUAAGCGAAUCGAGCGCCAAUCCGCCGCGUGACUUCCUCAAGGAUCUGCAGCGCGUCAUGAACAAAAAGUGGCAGGUGGCGCAGAAGUGCAAACUCGAGCCGGCCACCACGCCCCACGAGGUGCUCGGUUUCCGCGACAUGCACGGCGCGGAGCUGUACUCCUCGGCCACCCCGUACUACCGCGAGACGGCCAACGUGAGCAACUGGGUGCAGGAGCACUACGGUGCGCCGGACGGGCUGUACGAAAAUCUCGGCAGCAACAUGGGCAUCGAGCCCAACUAUCCGAUCGGCAUGCCGGCACACGUCGUGAUGGCGCCGGUGAUGCAGUCGCCAGCCGGCGUCAAGAAGCGCCCUCCACCGCCACCUCCGAAGCGAAGCGAAAAGACGCAACUGACCACAACCGGAACACCGCAGCAUCAGCUGCAUCACCAGCAGCAGCAGCAUCACUAUCACCAACAGCAUCAGCAGCAGCAACCGCAACCGACUCACCAGCAGCGCGUCUGAGCCUGAUAGGAGGAACCGCUGCUCGGGUGGGCCAACUGCUUCGGAAUAAGAUUUCGUCCCAAGUGGCCCCAACGGUGGUGUUCGUGAUGCCGAUUCGAUGAUGUUCGUUAUGUGCAGCGGUUGGUCUACAAUUGAAUCUGUCUUCGAGAGUGGCAACGUGGCUCCGUUGGGUUACGGUCUUCCCCACACCUAGUGGCCGCCGGUGUCGGCGGCGGCGUCUUCGGGAAACGUGAAAAAAGUCUGCUUAGUAAAAAUGUCGUAAUUAAGUAGAUAAGAGCGAAGUGCGAAGUAAAUUAGGUUAAGGGCGAAAGCAACGCAUCAUGCAGCAAUCGAAACUGAGAGAGCGCGAACCAAGCGAUCAACCAUCAUUGUGAUUAAGUAGCAAAGCAAAAUGGCAUCCGAUGGGUGAGGAAAACUGGCCGGCGUUUAAGGUUAAUUUAUUUAAAGUAUCGGUUUAUCUCGGAUUGCGCUGCAAGUUCGGAGUGUUUCGAUUAAGACGGACGGCGGAACGCUAUAUCUAUAAGAGUUGUAACCGGAUGGGAACACCGCUCUCGGUUACACCACUAUGUACAGUUUAUACAAGCCUUUACUUCGCAUUUUGUAAGGUGGGUGCGGAAGUAGCGGCCACAUCAACGUGCGCAAAGGUUUGAUGUUGCUUUUAAACCCUCAACGCCUAGUUAGGAGCAGGUCAGCCACGUUGGACUUCCGGUGAGUGCAACGAAACAAAACCAAAUCAGGAAUCCGAUCCCGAAUCUCUGGCCCUCGGGAGUAGUUGUUGUGUACAGGUUGUGGGUCCGGUAGUGCGCACACCACUGUUCUGCGGGCCGAGCCGGACAAGGGAAGCAGUAAGAGUAUGUACCCGGAGGAGGGAGGCAACCAAUAAACGAACGACUAAAAACCGGACGAAAAGAUGACAGCAAGUGCCAUGGGCUAAGCUUAGAUUUAGGAUCGCGCCGUGCCGCGUUAGAGUAGACUAAAACCGAGAUAGUGUUUGUAAUAAAUCGGACUAGCGCAAGUCACCGUUACUACUAAAAAUGCUUCUUCAUCAUUUAACCGCUCGAGUCGCGCGUAGCGUAGAGUGACACACGGAUGUGUUAAAGGUUGUUCCACGAUCAAUCGAAGGCGUUUUGCCGUCAGGUGCUUUUUUAUCAGGACCAACGCAAGGAAUCCACAGGAGGAAGAAAGAUACGCUCUACCGCAGCGAGUUGGGCUGGCUUCUGUCCCUGGGUGGGCGCUCGUAGAUGUAGCCGUAGUCGUGUUUUUAUGUGUCCCCGUAGUACUUUUGGAAUUCAGCUUCGUUUUUCAUUCUUUUCGAGGAUACUGUUUAGGAUGGCAAAUUAAGAGAACCAUGUAACGAGGUUUUACUCGCAAACGUGCAACGGGCACGAGGACGUACGUUUCCCGCGUGCUUCCGAUCGGGAUGCACGGGGGAGUGAUGUGAAAAAGGACUAAAUAAACGCCACCCAACACAUACCCACACAAACUCACACCAACACGGGCUACACGAUCAUUCAUUAUACACCAUGGCGAAAUGGAAACAAUAAUUUUACAAUGUUAUAUCGAAUUUUACAAUUAAAGCAAAUCAAAGCUCUAGUGCACACGCGCGCAAUCGUGGACGCAAUCGAAUCGUGAUGAUCCACACGGCUUUUCCACAGGACACGCGCGCUCGCUCUGCCCGUGAUUUUACGGACGACCAAAAACGAAUUGUGAACGGCGAAUCCGGCGCUUUCGCGGAGAGCAGAUGCGCGAGGGCAAGGUUUUUCUUUUGGAAGAAACGUUUUACGCUGUCCACGUAUUGGACGAUAAAAAAGUGUGUAUAAAAACACAAGAAGAAAAUAUACUAAAGUCGAUCGACCGUGGUGCAGUAGAGCCGAGAGUGAUCACGACAACCGUAUGAUCGACGUAAUAAUAUAUAUGGAAAAGGUGCUUUCAAAAUGAACUAAACUUUAAGGGCGCAAAAUUAGAGACAAACAAAAACCGAUGUAUAAAUUUAAAGCUAUUUGCGGAGGUUUUUAGAAGUUAAAAUUAUUCCCACUGUUUGUGGG
This is a messenger RNA of Anopheles bellator, 5282 nucleotides long. RefSeq names its product ras-associated and pleckstrin homology domains-containing protein 1 (gene pico). The transcript is spliced from 3 exons. Bases 16 to 3237 code for a protein of 1073 amino acids. NCBI's taxonomy places the organism in Eukaryota, Metazoa, Arthropoda, Insecta, Diptera, Culicidae. Gene Ontology annotation, biological process: signal transduction. The record is from RefSeq and is a predicted model, not a curated record.